This is a messenger RNA of Oppia nitens, 2556 nucleotides long. RefSeq lists its product as uncharacterized. The transcript has a single exon. The record is from RefSeq and is a predicted model, not a curated record. Lineage: Eukaryota; Metazoa; Arthropoda; Arachnida; Sarcoptiformes; Oppiidae. The coding region runs from base 157 to 2556 and encodes 799 amino acids.
UAUAUACUGUAUAAUAAAAUUGUGUAAAAUUAUUAUAUAAUAACUGAUCACAUUGUAGGUGUGGUUAUCUAAUACUUUAUUGUCCAAAAUAAAUACAGUAACCUAACUAUAGGUUAAUAACACCAGUAGUUUAAUAAUAAUAAUAAUAAUAAUAAUAUGGGUGUCCAGGGAUUGAUGGGCUUUAUUAAGGCUCAUAGUCAGCAACUGAUAACUGGCCAUCACUUACAUGAAACCUAUUUGGUUAUCGAUGGUAACAAUCUAUUGUAUAGACUGUACGGUUGGUCCAGUAAUGAUAGUAAAAACUUUAUCUAUGGCGGCGACUAUACCCGGUUUGCCGGUGCUGUCCAUCAGUUUUUUACUACACUAACCAGUUGUCGGAUACAACCGGUUGUAAUAAUGGACAGUUGUCUGGAUUGGUCGGGCAAUAAAUCGCUUAACUGUUUUGCUAAGCAUUUUGUUAGUGCCAUUAAGUUAGUAAAUUCAACCGAAACUACCGCAACCGCAACCACUACUACCAGUGCUAAAAGUUUGGACAGUAGUAGUAAUAGUAGACGUAGUCAUAAAAAUGAUGGUAAUGUCUCCAUAUUGCCAACACUGUCCAGACAAGUGUUUCAUCAGGUAUUGGAUCAGUUGUCGAUAGCCUGCUGUCAAGUCAGACACGAUUGUGACACCUAUAUGAUAGCACUGGCCAAUCAACUCGACUGUCCCGUAAUGUCCAGCGACAGUGACUUUUUUAUCUACAAUAUCAGCGCCGGUGUUAUACUAAUACAUAACGAUUAUCAACAGUUUGAUAGUUCAAUGACUGUCAGACAUUUUGAAGACCGUAAUAAUUGGCGUAAUCGACAAACGUAUAGAUAUUUGAAUACAAAAUUAUAUAAAAUUGAUAGACUAUUGAACUGUUUUCCUGGACUAACCGUUGAUUGUCUACCGGUGUUCAGUACACUAAUGGGCAACGAUUGUGUGAAUUAUAUUGAUAUGAAACCAAUUGUUGAAAAUGAUAUACCCGUUGAUGACUGUACUGACCGUACAAAUAGAUUUCUAAGUCAAAGAUAUUCAUAUGAAAAACAUCGACAAAUGGUUAAAGUAUUGAAUUGGUUGAGACAACAGUCAAGACAACAGGCCAUUGAAUCAGUUCAGUCGAUACUAACUAAUAGAUCGAUGACUGAUCUACAAGAAACAGUUGAAAAGUCAAUUAAAAAGUUUACCAUUGAUUAUGAUUCAAGUCAUACCAGCGAAACCUAUUUCAAUCGAUCAACCAAUUCAUUCAAUUGGACAGAAAUGGCCACAAAAAUGAUGGACAGUAGUCGCCGGCCAUUAUGGCGUUCAAUUGAAUGGUGUAAAUGUCAUCUGGUUAUGGUGGCUACUGCAUCACGUAUCGAAGAUCUAGCACUAGUAUCUACCUACCAGUGCUCAUGGAAAUUAAAACAGUAUAUCUAUGCAUUGAAAAUUGUUGAUGACGAUGAUGAUGGUAAUGAUGGUAAUGAUGGUAAUGAUGGUAAUGAUGGUAAUGAUGGUAAUGAUGGUAAUGAUGGUAAUGAUGGUAAUGAUGGUAAUGAUGGUAAUGAUGGUAAUGAUGGUAAUGAUGGUAAUGAUGGUAAUGAUGGUAAUGAUGGUAAUGAUGGUAAUGAUGGUAAUGAUGGUAAUGAUGGUAAUGAUGGUAAUGAUGGUAAUGAUGGCAAUGAUGGUAAUAGUGAUAGUAGUAGUAAUGGUAGCGAUGAUGAAGAUAUAAAGCACGAGACGUUAUUUUUAGAUAGAUUUCAAAACAAACUGAAAGUAUGUUCAUUGAAACCAAUGGUUAAAUUAGCCAAAAGUGGUCGUCCAGUACCACAAUUGAAUCAAAUAAGUGAUUUAACAAUCACUGAAAAGUAUGAAUUGAUUUCCGAAAUGUUAUUCGACGACAAAGACCAGCUUCAGUCCAUCGUUGAUGAAACCAGAAGUUGUUGUCUAAUUGGUCUUCAAUCAGAUGAAGAACUAGUAUUUCUGAUGAUUGUCAUCAGGUAUUGGUUAGGAAACACACCGAACCAGAUAUGGUAUGAAUUCCUCUAUUCACUAAUCAUUUGCAUACUAUUUACUGGUCAUUACACUUACGAUGACAACAACUACCAUAACUACUAUCAACCCAUGAAAUUGAUUGAAACUGUCGACAGAAAACAGACUAAAGAUUUCUUGAAUUCAAUGAACAGACCGUUGAAUGGCAGCGAACAGCCGUUUAUCGCAAGAAUUGUUCACUUUUACAAUGAAUUGCAAAACUGUUUGACAGACAUACGGACCAUCAAUACUGAACUACAGUCACCCAUACCUAUGGGUUGUUCACCAGAUAUAUGUCUGUGCGGAUCGUUUAUCUAUACACUAACCAAACGGUUGACACAAACCGCUGAUCCGGUUAGUUAUCUUAAGCAACAGUUUGGACCAAUCGGUUCAACCAACUAUUGGCAACUAAUUGAUAGUUUUAUGCAAAUUGCUGUCACAAACAACAACAACAACAACAGCAAUGUUAGCAUAAAUGAUAAGUUGAUUCAAUGUCCUAAAGAUUUUGCCGAUAAAAUGUGUGAUUAA